This is a messenger RNA of Emys orbicularis (European pond turtle), 675 nucleotides long. RefSeq names its product C-type lectin domain family 6 member A-like. Gene Ontology annotation, molecular function: signaling receptor activity. NCBI's taxonomy places the organism in Eukaryota, Metazoa, Chordata, Testudines, Emydidae. Bases 1 to 675 code for a protein of 224 amino acids. The record is from RefSeq and is a predicted model, not a curated record. The transcript has 5 exons.
AUGGCUGCCUGGUGUAUUUCAGCCCCUGCAGAGAAGAGGGGAGGCUGCCCCUGGCCGAGCCCCUGGGUCGUUGCUGUGAUCUCCAUCCUGAUCCUCAGCGCCUGUUUCAUCUCCAGCAUCCUCGUUACCUGGCGUUGGGACACUAGGACACGGCAUGAAGAGCAAGAGAAACUGUCUUGGCUGCGCCGGUAUCCGAAGGAAAAAACUUGUGUUUCAGAGGCAGGGAAAGAGCAAGUCUGGACGUGCUGCCCCAGGGGCUGGGAGCUCUUUCAGGCCAGCUGCUACUACUUCUCUAAAGACUUUAUGACCUGGGAUGACAGUGAGAGGAACUGCACAGGGAUGGGCUCCCACCUGGUGGUGAUCAACACAGGAGCUGAGCAGGAUUUCAUCUUCACUCGGGUAAAUGGAACAGUUACAGGCAGCGAAGAAAGGAAUUACUGUAUUGGUCUGACUGAUAAGGAGAAGAAAGGACAGUGGCGCUGGGUGGAUGAGACUCCAUAUAACGAUACUGCAGCGUUCUGGAGACCUGGGGAACCCAAUAAUGAGCCCAGUGAGUACUGUGCUGUCAUGCAUGUGGAGGGAAAACAAACCAAACAUGGAAACAGGAAUUGGAAUGACAUCGCAUGUUUCAAACUAUAUAAUCGAAUUUGUGAAACUGCAGCACUUAUAUUUUGA